Dermatophagoides pteronyssinus (European house dust mite) is the source of this 952-nucleotide messenger RNA. RefSeq lists its product as uncharacterized. Lineage: Eukaryota; Metazoa; Arthropoda; Arachnida; Sarcoptiformes; Pyroglyphidae. The record is from RefSeq and is a predicted model, not a curated record. Gene Ontology annotation, cellular component: neuron projection.
UAAUUUCCUGUAGUUAUUUGAAUUUGAGUUCCAAAGUAUUUCUUAUUUUUGUUUUCUAAAAAACUCCAAACGUAAAAAUGAUUUUUUUCGUAAUUUUCUUCAGUGGUUGUUUGUCAAUGUUUCCGAUGGCCGAAAAUCUUCAAAUUAUCAAUUUGGAUGAUGUAAAUGCUACAAAAACUAAAUUACCUGAUGAACAAUUUCCUCCACACGUUUGGAUACCAAUCGAACAGAUCAGUGCAUCAAUUGGUUCGAAUAUAACAUUGAAUUGUUUGAUUGAAGCAAAUCCACUUUCAUUAAAUUAUUGGACAUUUGGAUCAAAAAGUAUUAAUGUAAACAACAACAAAAACAACAGCAACAGCAGUAGCAACGAAUCCAAAUAUAAAAUAUCGAUCAAUAAAACGGCGAAUGAUAAACAUAAUCUUAGAUUAUCCAUACAAUCUUUAUCAUUUGAAGAUGUGGGACAUUAUCAAUGUCAUGCUAAUAAUUCGUUAGGACAUCAAAUGAAACAAGUUGAAGUUCAUGCCCACAAUGACCAAGAGCAACAACAACGUAAAUCAAAAUGGAAAAUAAGUGAUCAUAUACAUGUUCCAUCGUUAACCAAACGAAAAGAAGAUUCAUCAAUAACAUUUGAUCCAUUGACAAUAGAUAAUGACCAAUCAGAACAACCAAAAGAAAAGAAAAUUAAACUUAAAUGGGGACAGGUUCCGUUUAAAAAUACGUUACCAAAAAGAAGGAAAGGACAAAUGGAUGAAGAUAAAUAUAAAGAUAGGGGUGAUGUAAAUUAUAAAUUACGAAAUAAAAACAAACGACCACAACCAAUAGAUGAUGAUAAAUAUAAAGAUAGGGGUGAUGUAAAUUAUAAAUUGCGAAAUAAAAAUCGACCAAAACAUUGAUUGAAAAAAAAGAUGAAUAUGGAUGACCAUUUAAUAAAAUGACUGUGUGUGUGUUCAAC